Babjeviella inositovora NRRL Y-12698 is the source of this 2413-nucleotide messenger RNA. RefSeq names its product methionine--tRNA ligase (gene MES1). The transcript has a single exon. NCBI's taxonomy places the organism in Eukaryota, Fungi, Ascomycota, Pichiomycetes, Serinales. Gene Ontology annotation, molecular function: methionine-tRNA ligase activity; ATP binding. The record is from RefSeq and is a predicted model, not a curated record. Gene Ontology annotation, biological process: methionyl-tRNA aminoacylation. The coding region runs from base 187 to 2403 and encodes 738 amino acids. Gene Ontology annotation, cellular component: aminoacyl-tRNA synthetase multienzyme complex; cytosol.
CUUAAAUAAACCCAUUUCUUAAAUAAUACCUCUUUUGCGCAGUUCAUCUCCACACUAAGGUCGUGCACUUACCAUAAACGAUCAGUCAUCGUUUUCCACAUUUCUCCACUUCAGCUUAUUAGCAUUGACACACACUUCACACCUUCCUUAACUUUCUUCAUACCCCUCCCCUCUCCCUCCCCCUUCAUGUCGUUAGAAAUCCUUACUGCUACUGGUAGUACGUCCCUCACCUUAGUCGCCAAUCUCAAGGUCGCCAUUGCGGCCAGUGCGUUCCAGCCUAAGCUCGAAGUGGCUGCCAACGAGACCGACACUGUUACCUUGCUCGACAAGAAGAGCGGCUUUACCUUGAUUGAGGCCAACGCCAUUGUCAAGUACCUCAGUAAUGACUUCUCUGCCUCUACUGUCUACGAGGAAACAACCUUACAUGCCGCCACUAAGCAGAGCUCCUUGACCGCUGAACUCUUGACUGUCGAGUUUUCCAAGGCCGAGCUUACCGCUGAGCAGAUUAUCUACUUUGCUGCCGCGUACCCAGUGUUGGCCAAGGCUCCUACUGCAUGGUUUGCUGAAUUUUCUGCUCUUCCGGCUGUUACAAAGGGUGUUAAAGCCGCUCUUGCUCUCACCACCGUGGAAAGAACCAAGAAGGAGAACACUGGCGCCAUUAACGUGCAAGCUGGUGUCCAGGUUAACAAACAGGCCACAGAAAUCAUCCCAAAGGUUGGCGAACGUAACAUUUUGAUCACCUCUGCUUUGCCAUACGUCAAUAAUGUGCCACAUUUGGGUAACAUUGUUGGUUCCGUCUUGUCUGCGGAUAUUUACUCCAGAUAUUGUAAGGCGAGAAACUACAACACUUUAUAUAUGUGCGGUACAGAUGAGUACGGUACGGCUACCGAAACCAAGGCCUUGGAGGAAAAGGUAACUCCGCGCGAGUUAUGCGCAAAGUACCACAAGAUCCACAAGGAGGUGUACGAGUGGUUCCAGAUCGGCUUCGACUACUUCGGCAGAACCACCACCGACAAGCAGACCGAGAUCGCCCAGGAUAUCUUUAUGGGAUUGUACGAUAACGAUUUCUUGGAGGAGCAGACCAUGAAGCAGUUAUACUGUCCGGUGCACAACGGGUUCUUGGCCGACCGUUAUGUCGAAGGAAUCUGUCCUAAGUGCUCGUACGAGGAUGCCAGAGGUGACCAGUGUGACAAAUGUGGGAACUUGCUCAACCCGUUCGAGUUGAUCCAGCCAAGAUGCAAGUUGGACGGUACCUCUCCAGAGAUUAGAGAGUCCAAGCAUAUUUUCUUGUCGUUGGACAAGUUGGAACCUGAGUUGAAGGAAUGGGUGCUCAAGGCAUCUACUGAAGGCAACUGGUCGAAGAACUCCAAGACUAUCACCAACUCGUGGUUGAAGGAGGGCUUGAACCCGAGAUGUAUUACCAGAGACCUCGUUUGGGGUACCCCGGUGCCGUUGAAGGGCGAGUUUGAGAACAAGGUGUUGUACGUGUGGUUCGAUGCCACCAUCGGGUACAUCUCCAUCACUGCAAACUAUUCGGAAAACAACUGGGAAAAAUGGUGGAAGAAUCCGGAAAAUGUGCAGUUGUACCAGUUUAUGGGUAAGGAUAAUGUUCCAUUCCAUACCGUUGUUUUCCCGGCCUCCCAGAUUGGGACCCGCGCCGAAUGGACCAUGUUACACCACUUGAACACCACCGAGUACCUUCAGUACGAAGGCGGCAAGUUCUCCAAGUCCAGAGGGGUUGGUGUCUUUGGGAACAAUGCCCAGGAUACCGGUAUUUCCGCAUCUGUCUGGAGAUACUACCUCGCGUCCGUGAGACCAGAAACCUCCGACUCACAGUUCUCAUGGGCCGAGUUCGUCGCCAAGAACAACAACGAGUUGUUGGCUAACUUAGGGAACUACGUCAACAGAUUGGUCAAGUUUGUUAAUGCCAAGUAUAAUGGGGUUUUGCCAGCCUUCGAUGUCAAGAACUUGCCAAACUACGAUGUCUUCCAGAAGGAUAUCAAUGAGUUGUUGGCCCAGUACGUCACUGCUAUGGAAGGUGUCCAGGAAAGACGUGGAUUAGAAAUCGCCAUGGCCAUCUCCUCCAGGGGUAACCAAUUCUUGCAGGAAAACAAGUUGGACAACUCCUUGUACUCCGACCAGCCAGACAAGUCUGACGCUGUGAUCAUGGUGGGGAUCAACUUGGUCUAUAUCUUGGGAGCAAUCUUCUCUCCCUACAUCCCAGAGACCUCCCGCCAGAUUAAUGACAUCUUGAGAACCGAGGCCUUGCGCAUCCCAGAUGGUUUCAUCUUGCCUAUCCAAGGAGGCCACUGUAUCGGUAAGGCCCAGUACUUGUUCAAGAGAAUCGAAGAGAAGAAGAUCGAUGAGUGGAGAAGCUUGUAUGGGGGUGCCCAGGUUAAAUAGUGGGCGUUUG